Molecule: messenger RNA, 1685 nt
Organism: Anopheles darlingi
Lineage: Eukaryota; Metazoa; Arthropoda; Insecta; Diptera; Culicidae
Exons: 6
Coding region: 71-1597 (508 amino acids)
Cellular component (GO): extracellular region
Molecular function (GO): endopeptidase inhibitor activity
Source: RefSeq, a predicted model, not a curated record
UUCGUAGCAUUAGCAGCAUAUGAUCAACGAUUGAUGCAGCACGGGAAGAAUCACGAUAUCUUGUUUGCAGAUGUAUGGGAAGAUUUGUUCAUGUGUAAACAUACAUAUAAAUACGUAUUUCAGGUGCUACAGACCGCUGGAAUAUUUACAGUCGUUUGUGAUGAUACAAUCUCAGUCCAAAGCAAGUGCAAUCGACAGAGUAGUACAAAUACUUUUGAAAUUUUCUUUUGAAAUGAACUUAAUUUUUUUAGAUUAUCAUGGUUAUGCCAAACGAGGCAAGUAUCCCGAUGCUCCUCGCUAUGGCAUGCCUGGUCCCUACAGAACCGACUUUUGGGAGUCGUGGUUGUGGCAGAAUCUGACUAUACCUCCAUCAGGAAGGGCCGAGCUUGUAGUAACAGUGCCUCAUUCAACAACUUCUUGGUUCAUAACUGGGAUUUCAAUUCAUCCUAAAUAUGGUUUGGGUGUCGUCAAGAAACCGAUCACGUUCUCGACCGUUAAAAUAUUCUUCAUUUUGGAUCACUUGCCACACACGAUCAAACGGGGCGAGACGAUAUCGUUGCAUUUUACUCUAUUCAGUUCAAUGCAAGAAGAGUUUGAAGCCACUGUGACGUUGUUCAACACAAAGAAUCACUUUCGGUUCGUCGGUUCUUCUGCAGAAGAUGCGUAUGAAACGAAAAGUGUUUCUGUUCCUCCUAAUUCUGAAGCACCAGUUUCGUUCCUAGUAAAAGCAAUGAAGCUAGGAGAGUUAGAGAUCCGGGUAAAUGCUUCGAUCAUGCAAGGAGUAAUCUCCGAUAGCUUCAAAAAAAUCAUUAUAGUUCUUCCGGAAGACGUAAUGCUUCUGGGGUCAAAACGAAUACAAUUCGAUCGUGAUAGCCCAUCAAAUCAAUCGUUCGACAUUCCGCUUUUAAUGGACAAGAAAGCAAAGAAAGGAUCGGUACCAGUUGACUUAACCGUUUAUCUGGAUCAACCAUAUGUGAAGAAUCGAAACAAUGUUUAUAUGAGAGUUUGUUUCUCAGGAUUUGAUGAAUCGAUACUUUUAAAUUCAAAACGCAAAACUAAUAUCCAGAUAAAAUCCAUUCCAAAUCAUGUGCCGAAUGUACUUGUGAUAGUCACAGGUGCUAAGUUACGUUCUAAGAAAACAAAGAGCGCCAGUUCCGAGUCUGGAAUGUUUCAUAUCAACUGGCAAUACCGACUUAAUUUGAUCUACUUUAAGCCCCGUUUCGACCUACAAAUGACCAAGCUAGCGACUUCCACUGAGUGGAUGAAGAAGCUUCAUAUUUGCUGCAGCUUCAUACCGGAAGAUAAAGACGAUCAUUCAAAUGGAACGAUUAUAGAAGUGAGCAUCCCAAUCGGCUACGCGAUGGAAAACCAUACUGUUGUUGAGAAACCAACUAUCAAUCCCAUCCGUAAAAUCGAAAUACUACAUGAUGGAACAACGGUGAUCGUUUACUACAACCAUAUGGGUAACGAGACAAAUUGCUUUAGUGUAUUUGCAUACAGAAGGUAUAAAAACCGAGUCAGGCACCCUUCAUACAUUAUGGUGCAAGAUUCCUUUCGGCCAGAGUGGAAUGCCAUGAAUGUGUUCGAUUUCCAUUAGUGGGAAAUGAAAUCGUCUGCGCCGAUUGCAUACGAUUUCUGGUGAUAAAAUCGUUGUAAAUACAUUUAUCUUGAUUCAACAACUCCCA